ACAAAAACAAUAGCAGCUGCUCAAAACAAAAAGAAACACACAAAAGGGAGCAAGCAAAUAUGAAGAACUCAUUCUGAACUGAAAGAAAAAAAUCUAAUUGUGAAAUAAUUAUAAUAAAGUGCAGUGCAUUGUUCAAUAAUGGCUGGUUUAAUCGACAAAAGAAAACGUAGCAGGGAAGAUGAUGUCUCCUGCGACUCGACGCCCUUAUCGAAACGCAUCAACAAUUUACAUUUAUCUAAUUUCGAGGAAGCUGCUCAUGAUAACCUGCAUAACAAUAACAACAAUCAUUUGCAACAGCACAUGUCCAAAGAAGCUAUGCACAUGCAUCAUGCCACAGCAUCGGUUUCGAAACCACCACCAAUGAAUACUCCUAAUGGAGAGACAAAUAAUGCCAUAUAUCAUCCUGAAUUAAACAAAUCUGAAAAUCCAUUUUACUAUGAUAAAAACAAACUAUUGCAUGAACUUCAUUUGGAACGUUUAAAACGAUGUACGGUAUAAAAAAGCUUUCUUUGUGUCAUUUAAUUUUCUAAAAAAAAAAACAACUCCUGGAAUAGAGUAUUAUGUUAAGUUUAUUCGUUUCAUUAAAUAUUUAUGUUAAUUUUUUUGUUUAUGUGAAUUAUCAAUAUUUAUUUUCUAUGUACAUGCAUGCUACGACAAGAAAAAUUGAUUUUAUGUACCUAAUUGGCUUGAAAUCGUUCAUCACUUAAACAUAAUCAAUUGAAAUUCGAAUCCAAAUGUUUUAGUUAAAAAAAGCCCAUACUUGUAAGAAGCAUAUGUGAUUAACAAAUGAAAAAUAUAACUAAAUGAUAAUAUCUGUGA
This is a messenger RNA of Musca domestica (house fly), 819 nucleotides long. RefSeq lists its product as uncharacterized. Bases 139 to 498 code for a protein of 119 amino acids. Lineage: Eukaryota; Metazoa; Arthropoda; Insecta; Diptera; Muscidae. The transcript is spliced from 3 exons. The record is from RefSeq and is a predicted model, not a curated record.